Messenger RNA from Bolinopsis microptera, 3844 nucleotides. RefSeq lists its product as uncharacterized. Gene Ontology annotation, cellular component: Fanconi anaemia nuclear complex. NCBI's taxonomy places the organism in Eukaryota, Metazoa, Ctenophora, Tentaculata, Lobata, Bolinopsidae. The record is from RefSeq and is a predicted model, not a curated record. The transcript has 7 exons. Gene Ontology annotation, biological process: interstrand cross-link repair. Bases 14 to 3211 code for a protein of 1065 amino acids.
UAGUUUCCAGGUGAUGAAGCAGUCUACACUUCAGUUUGUCCCAUUCAAAUCUGAUUCGAUGGAUCCUGAAGAAGCAUCCAGAAGAGCAAGAGCCAUCAUCGCUGGUGUGAUAGACGAAGAACUGGUUCAGAAAGAAGCUCACGAAAUGUUAGCGAAGAUAUCCUUCAAAAAUUCAAAGAGGAAAAGAACUCUACCGUCAGUUUCUACCAGUCAAGACACAGAUAACCCUGAAAAUAUGGUUACUUGUUUGAAGAGUAUUCUCAAGAAUUCUUAUCAAGAUAAGAAAUCCCCGGGACUGGGGCAAAAAGCGUUGGAAUGUCCGACACAGUUUGCUUUUAUCUUAGAUUCUUGUGAUGUCAAUUUGUUUGACAUACACGAAUUUUUCUCUUUUAUAAAAUACAAACCUCUAACCGACAUCAUAAUGAAAAAUAUUUGCAUCUUACUGAAACAAAAAUGGAUCGUCUUAAAAGACAUUGCUGAAGAACUCGACGAAGAAAACUUUAACAAGGUGUGCUUUCAUUUGGUUUGCGACGACAGUUACUCAUCUCAAGUUAUUGAAUUUUUAGCAAGUAGAUCAAGAUACCGAUCAACGGUGACUCAAAUUUGUGUGUCUUCAGUAUUGGAGCCGCCCGGUAUAAGUCUAAGCUUAUUACAUUUAUCACUGGUAACCAUGAAUGAUCUUCUUUCUUCUCUUCUGAGACGUAAAGACACUUUGACCCUGGAAGAAACAUAUUCCAAAGUUGUUGACAUUUUUAAAGAGGAACUUCUCCAGCAGCAAGCUUGUAAGAUGCAGGAGUUUAUCCCGGAUUUAUCUCUAGCUAAAACGUUCACAGUUCUGACCACAACAUGUCACGUUUGUGAUGUUAGUCCAAGGUUUUUGAUCGUCAUUUGGAUUAUAAUCAUCAAAAUGGAGUCAGACGAUUCGGUCAACAAAUUCGAUUUUUUGUCUGAUUUUCUCAAAGAUGCAAUAACCAAGAGAAACCACCACAACUUCGCCCUGGCUAUAAUCAUUAUGCGUCUCCUGGAUCUGGUAGGAAAUCGAACAUACUCCGAGAGCUACCAGCUGUUGUUUGGGAACACUUCUACAAUUAUAACUUCAUCAAAAUCAGUAGAAUUCAUAAUGGACGAGUUUACAACCUUAGUUCCGUAUGAAGUGGGUAUGUUUUUAAAGCAACACAUUCAACUGCCUCUAAGAGGGGGAGCUAAGUUUAAAGACAAACUUGAUCAGUUCCUCAUUCUUGCAAAGACUCGUAUGAAGGAUUUUAGUCUGGUAGAAAUUGACAAAAACGUUGUUCAUGAUGUCGAAAAAGCCAUCGUUACUUUCAAGAAGAAAAGGUCAGUUCCGUCAUCCAUUAUAGAAGCUAGUAUCUUCAAGAAACAGUACUACAUCAAUCAUUUUUUACCCUGCUUGAUGAAGAAAAACUGCGUUGACGACGAAGAAGGACGGCAUGAACUGGUUAACGCUUUGAAAUCAGCAAACAAAAUCCCCAAAUCAGUUCUCAACAAGCCAGAGCCGGAAGUAGUGGAGAUAACUCUUGCUGAGAAUCUAGAAGACUUGAUAUCCAGCUUACCUACCCGAGGUUAUGAGAUCAAGGACGCAAUCUACAGCUUGUGCUGUUCUGGCUGUGAUAGAGACACUAUGACAUUGUUAAUCCAGACCGUGUGCUCUCACUGCAGCAAUAUUGAGCCGGUUGUGUUUCUAAAAGACUUUGCUGUGACCCACCACCUUAGUGAGAUGUUUAAGGAUUGUGUGUUGCAGCUGUGUCACAGAGGUACUGCAUGUAGCUCUGUUUUUGGUUUGUUGGAACUAUUUGACUCUUCGACUUGCAGUGGUAUUUUAAAAUCUGUUCUUGUACUUAACAGACUUCUUUACAAGCUGAUCCCCGUGUCCCUAGAGAUGGAAUAUCUUCAUAUCAUAGUGCUAGGAAAGCUUGACGAUAACAUUGAGGCUCCAAUUCCAGAUGCAGUUUGGAAGCAACUCUCAAUAGAAAGACUUUGUGAGACUAUCACGUGGUGGUCACAUGAUCCACAAAAACUUGCCCACUUUCAAGCCUUGGUUUCCACAAUCUUCGACAACAUUAUAUCCAACCAAGCUUGUAACGAUGUAUGCAUCAGCUUGUUCAAAUCCUCUCUCUCCCUAAACAUUUUACCUCUUAUUUCAUCCACUUUCAUUACCCUACUUCCUCUCACCUCCUUCUCCAAGCUGUGGGUAUACGAAGCUUUAGCUCAAGUUCUCCUCCCCCUCUACCAGACUUCUUCUGAGAAACCUGUCUCGAAGAUUAAAGAGAUUUUCAGGAACUUUUUCAACGUUAUAAACGUAGUGAAACCCUCGCUGUUGUACAGAUGUGGAGGGGUUAAAAGUGUUGAUAACUUGCUGAGUGUACUGGAUAGUUAUAAGAUUUACAUUACCACGGAGAAGUUCAUUUUAUCUUAUCCAGUUACUCUCACUAUUAUCAGGUCCGUUCAAGAUGAGGUAUCACUUAACGUUCUUCUAGAAAAGUCGCCCACUUUCCUUAUAUCAUGUGUCUGCUACACUGACGAACUGACGAAAAUAAGAGGGGCUGAGUACCUAAAAAAUAAUGACCAUGUCAACGCUAUCAUAUCCUUUUUAAAGAAGCUAGAGAAAGAAGGAGUUAGCUCUAACGAUUACCCGAAUGAGAGAUAUCGUCCUCAUAUCGGGGUCUGUUGGUUCCUUCUCUACGCUGACAAACAUCUCUCUGACUUCAGUGCAGUAUCAUUUCAAAACACUAUUAUGGAGGGAUAUGUCACUGCAAUCUUCUACUCCUACUCUAAUCUCUGGUUAUCUGGUACUCUGACCCCCAGACACGUGACUAACCUAGGAGAACUAACAGUGAAGUGCUGUCAGUACCAUGAUACUUACACAGCACCGCUACUGGAGAGAGGUGGUCCAGGCAAUGGUGUUCUCGAUCUGCAUUUUAAUGGUUACAAGAGUAGCAAAGUGUUUUGUCUCCUCUACCUAGGAGGAGUUGCUCACUGCUAUGAGAGGAGAUAUCAGUUACCAAAUACUAUCUUACCGCUUGCUAAGAAGUCUUACUCGCAGGCACAGAGGUUGGUAUACGACAACACACAAACUAUGGGAACUAUGCAGAAGUUCAUGAUGUCUGUAACACGUGGUACACAGGAUCCUGGUAACGCUGCUAAAACCUUUAUCAGCUGUCUUACUCGGGGGUUUAGUUUCAGUGGUGCUUAGUGCUUAGUGCUUAGUGCUUAGUGCUUAGUGCCCUUAGUGCCAUACUGUGGGUUAUGAUGGUGAACCAGAGAAGAAGUUAUUGUUUUUUCGUAGGUUAAUGUUGAAGAUGGUGUUUAUGGCUUAGUACUUUGAGUUACAUAUUUUAUGAAAUUUUUAAUGGAACUAAACUUUGUAUGACCAUUUUGAGUACAAUUUGAAUUUUGUUUUUUAAAUAAUUUGUAAUUUUAUCCCAGUUAUGUUAAAUCUUUAAAUGUAUAACUUAUCGGACACAUUAUGUUUUGUAAUCGAAUGAUAAUAUUAAUUGUCUCUGAUAGAACAUGAUCUCAUGAAGUGGUGUAAACUUAAAUUUUGCGAUACAAAAUAAUAUUAUUAGUUUAUUACUGUAAUAAGCAUGCUCAAUAAUAAGCAUUAGCACAUUAAGGUGUUGAUUCUUUGAUUUAUAACAUUAUUCAUUAUUAAGAGACGCCGCACUUUCGCUUUUGACUUGCAGGGUUAUCAUCACUUCUCAGAGUGCGGAAUUUGAAGACUUAUAUAAUAUAUUUGUUCGUUACUAUUGUACAUUAUAUUACUUUGUAUUGGUUUCACACUUAAAUCGAUCCAAUAGUUAUAACUAUAGCUACAACACUGCAAGUC